Molecule: messenger RNA, 921 nt
Organism: Rotaria sp. Silwood1
Lineage: Eukaryota; Metazoa; Rotifera; Eurotatoria; Philodinida; Philodinidae
Source: the annotation of a GenBank genome assembly
AUGUCAUGGAUAAUCGAAAAAAGUGAUAAUGCAUCAUCAGCCAUUAACAUACAAGGUAACAGCGUUACUUGUCACAAAGAAGGUGAUUAUGGCAGUCCAAUUCAUGUUCUUUGGAAAGAUCCAGCUGAAAAAUCAGGAUUAUAUUACUGGCAAAUUGAAUUUUCACAAUUAGAUGAACAUGGGGUUGCAAGUGUUGGUCUAACCACACAAGACCACUUCAAAGGUGGCUAUAGGUUGAAGGCGAUGGAAUACAAUGGUAACUUAACUAACGGUAUUUAUGCGUUAGUUGGUGCAUUCGGUAGCGCUAUUAAACAAGGUGACACUAUUGAUAUUUUACUUAAUCUGACUGACAGUGAAAUGAAAGUGCAUUUGUUUCAUAACGGCCAACCAUUAGGCCUGGCAUUCCACGUACAAGCUCCGUUUCCAAAACCCUUGUUUCCAGUCAUAAGCUUCUAUGGAGAUGGUAAAGCUGCAAUCAAUCGAUCCGAAAAAAUUCCAAAAAUGCUCGAUCGACGACAAGAACAGUUCAAAGGCAUGGAUGGUCACUGGAAACUGGUUGAUCACCCACAAUACAGUGAAUGUAUUGGUUAUCACUUUCGUCUGUUUAAACCAGUUCGAGCCGAUAGUAAUACUUACUGUCUUCGGACUAGUAUUGUAAAUGAUAUAAGUUGCGAUCUUGUCCAUGAUCCGUUCACAAAUAAAUGGACAAAUAAAGGCAUUCAGACAACAUUGAUGGAUGGAGAUGACGAAUUGCUACGAAAGGAAGAAGUAAUGCUGAACCUUCUCGAUGAAAUAACCAAUGUUGGGUUACAAGGACAACAUUUGGUUAUGAUGUUGAAUGGAAACCAAGUGAAAUUUGAACGGUAUACACAGGAUCCUUCAAUAGCAUACACGAAAAAUGUUUUCACAGAAGAAUAUUAG